This is a messenger RNA of Anopheles marshallii, 2760 nucleotides long. RefSeq names its product kinesin-like protein KIF18A (gene Klp67A). NCBI's taxonomy places the organism in Eukaryota, Metazoa, Arthropoda, Insecta, Diptera, Culicidae. The transcript has 5 exons. Gene Ontology annotation, biological process: microtubule-based movement. The record is from RefSeq and is a predicted model, not a curated record. Gene Ontology annotation, molecular function: microtubule binding; microtubule motor activity; ATP binding. The coding region runs from base 1 to 2760 and encodes 919 amino acids.
AUGACCGUCGAUUCACGGAAAAUUCGUGUUGCGGUACGUGUACGUCCGUUCAACGAGCAGGAACUGGAGAAAAACCCUCGAAAUAUUAUCAAGGUGCUGGAUAAAUCCACCCUCAUGUUCGAUCCGGAUGAAGAUGAGGACGAAUUUUUCUUCCACGGUGUCAAACAAACGCACCGUGAUAUAACGAAGCGCGUGAAGAAGAAGCUGACCAUGGAAUACGACGAUGUGUUCGACAAUACGUCCACAAAUAAUGAUAUAUACGAGGUGUGUAUGAAGCCUCUCGUGCAGUCCGUAAUGAAUGGCUACAAUUGCUCGGUGUUUGUGUACGGUGCGACCGGUGCGGGCAAAACACACACCAUGCUGGGCAGCAGCGAUUGUCCGGGUAUUACGUUUCUGACCAUGAAGGAACUGUUCCGUCAUAUCGAGUCAUUGAACGAGCUCCGCAAGUUUGAUAUUGGCAUCUCCUAUCUGGAAGUCUACAAUGAGUUGGUGAUGAACCUACUUACUAAAAGUGGUCCUCUAAAGCUGCGUGAGGACGCUAACGGUGUUGUGGUGAGCGGGUUGGUACUAAAGCAGAUCCACAGUGCCACCGAACUAUUGGAACUAUUAGCAUUAGGCAACCGCAAUCGAACCCAGCAUCCAACAGACGCAAAUGCGGAAAGUAGCCGCAGCCAUGCGAUAUUUCAGGUUCACAUUCGAAUGGUGGAAAAGAAAACAGGGCAAAAACGAACAGUGAAGUUGUCUAUGAUCGAUCUGGCUGGCAGCGAACGUGCAGCUAGCACUAAGGGCAUUGGGAUUCGGUUUAAGGAGGGUGCCAAUAUCAACAAAUCCUUGCUAGCGCUCGGAAACUGCAUAAACAAGCUGGCGGAUGGGUUAAAGCAUAUCCCUUACCGGGAUUCAAACCUCACACGCAUCUUAAAGGACAGUUUAGGGGGGAAUUGUCAGACCGUUAUGAUAGCAAACAUUUCGCCGUCCUCCCUAACUUACGACGACACCUACAACACGCUGAAGUACGCCUCUCGUGCCAAAAAAAUUCGCACCACUGUUCGUCAAAAUAUUGUUCCUUCGAACGUGCCGAAGGAGUUCCUGGUCAAGAAGGUGAACGAACAGGCGGAGGAGAUCGAGCGGCUGAAGGCAAAGGUGGCCGAUCUGGAGGAGCAACUUCGGAAAAAGGCUCAAACUGUUGUUGAAUCACCGGUGAUAAACGAAACGUUGCUGAACACGUGGAUUUCACGUAUAGACAGCUGCUACGCCAGUAUGCGCGAGGCACUCGAACGCCUGAUCGCAUUGAAGAGCAAGGAAAAGCUGAUAAACAUGCGCGUUAAGUUGAAGGAACAGGCCGAAUCCAUUGCCCGGGUCGUGACGCUCGAUGGAAGUCACCUAAAUGAGGACAUUGCAAAGCUGGAAGCUUCUAUUGAUCGUUGUGGUAAGCAGGUUGCAAACCAACAGGGCGAUAAAUCACGCUGGAGGGAACGACUUCGUCAUGCCCGACGCAAUCGAAACGCCCUUCGGGAGGAGGUAAUGCAAAGCGAACUUGCCACCGUGUUGAAAGGAUAUCUCAGUGGUAAAGAAGCAGAAAUCGAAGCGGUUACAGCAACGCUUUGGAAGGAUCACGUGAUGCAGAUGUCAUUCACAUACGACCAGGAGAACAAACUAUGGCAAAACAUUAUGUUGCUGAGCGGAGACAUUAUACAGCAGAACUAUCUGCUGCUCCGGAACAUGGACCGGUUGGACAAUGUAACGCUGGAAAAGUUAAAGCGCUUGGUGAAACUGAAUCAACGUCAGCGCGGAGUUACCUUUUUCGAUGACGAUUGUCAGCAAGAUCGCAACGACAUUGAUCUCAGUACGAACAGCCUUGACGAUAUUGCCAACUUGUCCGACUGUUCCGAGGAUGCCGUUGACUUCCCGCCAGAAAAUGUAGCAACAUUAACGAGGGCCACCGGUGGAACUAACAAACGGGUGAAACUGAAUGAUGGUAGUGAAUCGGAAUCCGAACCCUACUCAACGGUGCCGGACAGUGAAACGGAAAGCAGCGUGGAUAGGAAUGUUUUCAAGAAACCGAAAACUGUAAGUCGAUCGAUUUCGUUCAAGACCACUACGGCCGGAGGUGCGACGCGACCCAUAAUGUCCCGCCGAACACCGACAAAGCAGUCGAAGGCUACAGCGGGAAUAGGAGCCGCACAACGAUUGAAAGUGCCGCGACUGGUCGUGAACAAUGGUCUUGGCACGAGUGCACUUGUAAGGAAGAAAAUGCCAACUUCUGGCACUAGCCUAGAUGAGAACAAAUCAGACACAUCGGAUGAAUCGAAUGGUAUCGGUAAUAUUGCAAAUUCUACCUUCGAUAUCGUUUCGGCCAAAGACUCGGAAACGGAUUCAUUGUUUUCCAAUGUUCUCGUAGAAUCGAACGUGGAUCCCCAUGUGCUGGACAAAGUGCUUCGUCGUGCGUCUAUGAAGGGCGGCAAAAUGACCCUUUCAGUUAGUAAGGAAAACCGCAAAAAGAGCCCAAAACGCAUCGGAAAGAGCCCCCGCUCGGUGAACCGAACAAACAAUCGAACAAAUGCUUCCGCUAGUUCCGUCAUCAAUCGAUACAGAAUGAUGAAAGCAAAGGACGCUACAGGAUCGUCAAGUGGUACCAGUGGCAGUAGUAGUAGCUCUUCAGUAGCGUCAAAACCACCGACCAUGCGAACAGCCAACAACAACUUUGAAUCUGACAGUGACCGAAAUCGCCACAACCGGUUGAUGGGUAUUGUAAAGAAAUAG